This is a messenger RNA of Rhagoletis pomonella (apple maggot), 1805 nucleotides long. RefSeq lists its product as uncharacterized. The record is from RefSeq and is a predicted model, not a curated record. Lineage: Eukaryota; Metazoa; Arthropoda; Insecta; Diptera; Tephritidae. The transcript has 4 exons. The coding region runs from base 84 to 1805 and encodes 573 amino acids.
UCAAAAAAGGAAAAUUUUUUCUGCCGCAAACAUAAAAUUUAAUAAACAGGCAAAUUUUAUUAUUUGAAGCAAUUGCGGGAAUAAUGGGUCGUAAAAAAGUAGGCGAAUUAGUCCGAUCGUGCUUUUUAGUUGGAGAGGGGUUAUUUGUGUGCAAAUUUUGCCAAACGAAAUUAACAAGCGAUCACUUGGGAAAUUUCAAAAGCCAUUUGAUCAGAAGACAUAAGGAAGCCUUUGGAAGGCUUCAGGACGAGCAAGUGCAGCAGCAACAAGUACAGCAAAGCGAAAAUGCUGACGACCCAGCAAGAAAAAAAAUUAAAAUUGAGCUUGAGCUAAGUGAAAACGACGUGCAAGAUAUUUGCGCGGGUUUCGUUACGGAAUGCGGUGUAGCCUUAAGAUUUUUUAAUACCAACACUUUUCAAAAGUUAUUUACGCCAAUAUGUCGACAAUUAAGUUUGCACAAAAUUACCCGUAAUAAUAUAGGGGAGAUUUUAAUGCAAAAACAUACAACUGAAGUUAACAAUUUAAAAACAACACUAAAAAAUCGCAUAAUAUCUAUAAAAAUUGACAGUGCCCAGCGGCUUUUUCGUAACGUGGUAUGCUUAAAUGCGCAAUAUUUACUAAAUGGAGAAAUUACCAUAAAAACGUUGGCAGUAAAUAAUUUUCGUGAAAAACACACCGCAAGAAACCUAAAAGAACUAAUUUUGAAAAGUCUAGAAAGAUAUGAUAUCACAAUUAGUCAAGUGUACAGUAUCACAAGUGAUAACGGCAGCAACAUGGUCAGCUGCGGAAACCUCCUGCAACACGAAAGUAAGGAAGUAGAAAUGCCUUUACUAAAUCCAUCAGAAGAUGUCGACGAUGCCUUUUUUGAAAGUUUCGAAACCAUUUUUGAAGAUCUAGAAUUCGACACUUGUGUUUCGCAAAAUUUUCAGUCAAUUGUAGUUAUACGAUGUGCCGCGCAUACCAUACAGCUAAGCGUAAACGACGUUUUUAAAAAUGAAGAAAUUAAAAACUGUUUUAGAGAAUGCCGCAAUGUAGUGCGAAAGCUGCGUACGCCAGCAAUGCACAGACUCAUAUCGUCACAAAAUUUAUUGCCUCCCACAGCUGAUUGUCCAACUCGUUGGUCUUACUCGUAUGAGUUACUUAAACGGUUGAGAAACUUAGACACAUUCAUCUCAGAAAAUAUGAAAGAAGCCAAUAUUAACUGGUCAUUUGUAGAUGAAUUUUUAAGCAGCUUCAGCAUAAUUAAAAAGACAACCGUAAAAUUGCAAGAAAAAAAUUUGCUAUUUGGAGACUUCAUUAAAACCUAUUUGGAAAUGAUUCUUGUUGUAAAGAAAGAAGCGGACAAAUAUCACAUUUCCAAACUUUUGUUGCAGUCUUUAAACCAGAGGAAAGAUAACUUGCUCCAAAACCCAACCGUGGCGGCAGCAAUCUAUCUUGAUCCGCGACUGAGACGGUUACUCCACAGUCCAGAAUUCGCACCUUUAAAAUCAGUUGCAGUAGCGCAUUUGAAGGCUCUCUACUUAAAAAUUCAUGGGAAUGACAACAAUACGCAAGAGCCUGCUGCUAAUUCAAGUAGUGAAGUACAUGAAGACAGUGACAAUCUGCUUGUCACACUACUAAACCAAAUCUCCCAAUACGAACCAAGAAGCGAAAAUACCACAGAGGCAUUUUCAAUCAUAGAAGCAUUCAAUGAAAAUUGCGAUUUGAAGGCCAAUUUAGCAGACUAUUGGGAGUCAAAAAAAUUUACUCACAGUACCAGCUAUACAAAAUUAUUCAUGCAACUCCCGCUACGCAAGUUAGUGUAG